Toxorhynchites rutilus septentrionalis is the source of this 1176-nucleotide messenger RNA. RefSeq names its product putative gustatory receptor 28a. The record is from RefSeq and is a predicted model, not a curated record. NCBI's taxonomy places the organism in Eukaryota, Metazoa, Arthropoda, Insecta, Diptera, Culicidae. The transcript is spliced from 7 exons. Bases 1 to 1176 code for a protein of 391 amino acids. Gene Ontology annotation, biological process: sensory perception of taste. Gene Ontology annotation, cellular component: membrane; axon; dendrite.
AUGCCGUCUUUUCUAAAGCUGAUACCACUAAUAUGUAAGUUUCCCAAAUGCAACAUCUUUGAGUGCAUGGCACUGCAUUUUAUCGUGCUGAAGGUGAACGGAUAUGCCUGCUUCUCCAUAUCCGGAAAUCUCGAGUCCGGCAGUGUCAAAACGACUCACCUGGAUAAGCUGCUGUUCCUGUUCUACUUCCUAGUCGCAACCCUUUUGUGGAUUGCCAGCGUUUGGCUUGUGAAACCGACCACCAGCGUAUCACCGUUGCUGUACAUCGGAGACAAAAUGAUUUGGUUUACGUGCUACUUUGCGGCCCACUUCGGAAUCGUGUGGAACUACAUCAAUAAAAAUAAAGUCUGGCUAUUCUACAAGAGCAUAUUCAAGGUGGACCAACAGCUGCUUUCCUAUGGAGCCAAAAUGAACUACACCGGAGCUUAUCUGGCGAUGAUUGGCUACUCACUGUCCGGGCUAGCAUUCGUGCUGCUUCUCAUAGUUUGGCACGUGCAGGAAGUGGGGUUCACUUUGCUUGCAUUCGUCACUUUCAGCUACUCCCACCUCAGCUUCACGUUGCUAACGACAGUCUUCUUCACCUCCGGCUGGAUAAUUACUUCGCGACUCCAGGCGCUAAAUAGAUUGAUAGAUGACAACAUGCUAAAACGCAGUGGUACGGGGAUUGUACAAGUUAAGGAAGUAAACUCAGCACAGACGGUAAGGCAGUAUAUGCAAAUAUACGAUCAGUUGUGCGACCUUACAGAAACAGUGAACUAUUGCCACGGUGGACAGGUAAUGGUCGCGGUAGCGGGAGCCUUUGUUUACUUGUUAUUCUUCGCCUUCGGAAUUGUGCUAUUUAUCAAUCGAGAUGACCCCAUACUAGAUUUUUCAUCCGCAUCCCUUCUGUGGUUUAUGUUUUACAUGAGCAACAUUCUUCUCAUUGUUACAAUCGGAAGUUUAGUCACCCAGCAGGGAAAGCACACAUCAAAUUUGAUAGACCAGGCCAUCAAUUCAGCAAAUAAUGCAGAAAUAAUCGAGAUGCUGCGCUUGUUUUUAAUGCAACUGGGCCAUAGAUCACCGACAUUAACGUGUGGAUUGUUUCCGUUCGAUUGGACAUUGGUUUACUCGAUAAUGGCCACCACGACAACGUAUCUGAUAAUACUGAUUCAGUUCGAAAACGCGCGUCCAAUCUGA